Messenger RNA from Brassicogethes aeneus, 2391 nucleotides. The record is from the annotation of a GenBank genome assembly. NCBI's taxonomy places the organism in Eukaryota, Metazoa, Arthropoda, Insecta, Coleoptera, Nitidulidae.
AUGAAGGAAAUAAGAGAACGAAAGGUAAUCUACCUUUUGUUCACAGCUGUAACUGUAUCUAGCAAAUGUGCUUCCAUAUCACAGACAUGUCUGUCCGGCACUGAUUACCAUUCCCUGUUCGUGGAGGCACACCUAAACAAAAGCACGGUGACAAGACUUGAAGGUGCAAAUAUUCUCGAAAACGAAGAUUCAGAUUUUGAGUCAAGUCUCGAAUCAGGCCCAAUAUUCUCCAGUGACUUAGCGCUUUUUUUAAACACUGAAUUAAGUGAAGGUCUAAAAAAGCAGCUUGUGCAUGUUGGUCCGUAUAGGCCCGAAAGGCCUAUAAGUGGUUUUGCAAAUGACGACUCAAACCGAUCAUUUAGUGAAGUGUAUUAUAAGAAAAGGACAUCAUCUGGACAGUUGUUGAAACGAUUCUGGAUAUCCUACUCAGUGACUUUAAAUGGAGUAUACUGUCAUCCUUGCUGGUUGUUUGCGGAUAGGAGCAGUACCUCUUUCAACCCUGCUUGGACCACGGGAAUGUUGAAUGAUUGGAAAUGCCUUUCAAAAAAAAUUUUGACACACGAGAAUGCAAGAGUUCAUCUCGAUGCAUGUUUGGUGUAUUCGACGUGGAAAGCUAUAUUAUCGGAGGAUGAUGUCAAUAAAUAUCUGUUGGGUAUUAAGUCCAAGUGUACAGGUCAUGACGAUUUAAGUAUUGAUAUGUUGAUAUUAUGUUGCCCUUAUAUAUUACCAUACAUAACACAUAUCAUUAAUACAUGUUUUCUCUAUUCCACAUUUCCAGAAGCCUGGAAGAUCUCACGUGUAAUUCCGCUACCAAAAAAAGAUAUUAUUACCACAUAUAAUGACUUACGGCCUAUUUCUAUAUUACCUGUUCUUUCUAAACUCCUGGAAAAAAUUAUGAACUCACAAAUUUUAAAGCAUGUUAAUCAUUACGAUAUUUUGCCACCAAGACAGUCUGGAUUUAGAAAAGGAUUUAGUUGUGCUACUACUUUAUUGGACGUUAAUGAUGAUAUACUAAAAGACUUGGAUCAGGGUAAAACAGUGGCAUUGGUGCUUCUAGAUUACUCCAAAGCGUUUGAUACAAUUAAUCAUAGUACCUUACUGGCUAUCCUACAUUUUUUGGGAUUUUCGUCAAAUUCAAUAAAUAUGCUAAAAAGCUAUUUAAAUAAUAGAUUACAAUUUGUACAGACAGGUAGGGGUAAAUCUGGAAGGGCCAAUAUUUGUUGUGGCGUGCCUCAAGGCUCUAUACUGGGGCCAUUACUCUUUUGUUUGUAUACGUGUAAUUUAGGCAAUAUUUUAAGAUUCUGUACACCAUACUUUUAUGCUGAUGAUACGCAGCUCAAAUUUUCAUUUUAUUCGGAUAAUAUCUUGGAUGCCAAUAAAAUAAUUAAUGAUGAUCUAACAAGUUUGGUCUUGGAGUCCAAGAAACAUCAUCUAUUAAUAAAUGCACAAAAAUCAACUAUUUUAGUAUUUGGUAGGUUUAAGGAAAACUUUCAAAAUAGUCUUAGGAUAAUUGUAGAUGGGGAUGACUUAAAAUGUUCAAGGGAGGCUAAAAAUUUGGGUAUCAUAAUGGAUACAAAUUUAAGAUACGAAGGACAUAUAUCUAAAUGCAUUAAAAAAGCUUAUAGCAGUCUAAAAAUGCUUUACCCCCAUCGUCACAUUCUAUCCCAGACUUUAAAACUUAAACUAACUGAUUCCCUUGUACUAAGUCACUUUAACUACUGCGAUGUUGUGUAUGGCCCCUGUCUAGAUAAAGUUAAUAUUAACCGCAUUGAAAAAGUACAAAAGUCUUGUCUUCGAUAUACUUAUGGUAUAAGGAAAUACGAUCCUAUUUCUUAUAAGCUACAAGAAUUUGCCGUAUUUUCCUUCUUUGAAUCUUCAUCUGAGGAUGUGCCUCCAUUUGCGGAAACGGGAUUUGAAGUAAUGUCUAACUUACCUCUACAGAUGAGUCUCUAUUUUAAUGUUAUUUUUGUUCCUCUAUGGGGCUUGCUCUUAACAUUAUUUCUGGUAGAAAAUUUUUAUUCGUAUACAGAGUUAUAUAAAUUUAUAGUUAUAACAAUAUUAUCAACAAUAUUCAUAAUGGAAAUAUUAAGAUUAUACCUAGGAUACGAAGGAAAUUUAAAAGAUAAGCGGAUACUUAAGAAUACCGGAAUGUACAACUACAAGUUCCUAAAAGUACAAGGCCUUGUAGAUGCCCAUUUUCAAAGAAGGGAGCGGUUUUGCACGGAGUUUCUGGGCAAAAUUGACGAGGAUAACUAUUUUCUGGGAAAAAUUAUAUGGACAGACGAAGCCAAAUUUUCCAGAGAAGGCAUUGUUAAUUUAAGAAAAACCUACAUGUGGUCCGGCAAGGAAAUUUAUAACAAAAAUUUGGUUUUAACGUUUUUUGUCUGUUGA